AUGGGAAGCAAGGGUGAUGAUGCAGAGCUUCUCGAGGAGCUGAAGCAACAAGUGGAGGCCAAAUUCAACGCUGUUCUGAAGGCUUUUCUACAGAGUUGCACUAAAGAUCGGCGGGACAAGGUCAUCCAAUACAAGGAGCCGGACUUCAGCGAAUUGAUCACUUCUACAUCAGCUGCACACGCUGCAUCUGAGGUAAGGACCACUAAACCCAAAUAUGAUGAUGAUCCUUAUCCUACGCAUGCCGACUAUGGCACUAUGAUGAAUGAUCAUAAGAAAGUAAUUGAUAAUAAUCUUUUAGCUACGGUAAAUAUGAUCAUGACUCGUUUUGAUAAGUUAGAAGGGAAAACAAUCGAUGUUAACCAAUCGGGUGUUGCUUCUACUUCUAAACAACCUGAGUUUGGCAUGCCUUUAAAUUUUUAUGAGAAUCAAGGAUUAUAUGCAGCAGCAAACAAAGGCAAAUUGGCCCCUUUGGUGUUUGAAACCAAUAAGGUCGGUUUAGUCGGUGUUGCUCCAUCUUCACAAUUGGUUAUCUAUGUUCAAAAUUCGGCUCAAAACACACGAAUCAAUCGAAAAUCAGCAACAAACCGAGCUUCGACGGGGCAAAACAUGGUUCUACCUAACCCGCCGAAGUCACCAAGUCAGAUCCCUAUACUUGAUAAUACACCUACUACCGAUUUUAGCGAUACUUUGAAUCGGUUCAGAGAGGAAUUAUCUAAAUCACUUGAGGAAAGUUUGGGUGUACAAAUCAAGCCUAGUAGAACUACAUACCGCAAACCGUGCCCUUCGCAUUUUGAUUUCAUGAAAACACCUGAUGGGUGGAGGGUACUUGAUUUUAAUAAAUUUAGUGGUGAUGAUAGUAGAUCAACCAUGGAGCAUAUUAGCAUGUUUCUUGCACAAUUAGGUGAAGCUAGUGCUUAUGACUUCAUGAAAGUUCGUAAUUUCUCUUUAUCACUUACUGGCACAGUUUUUGCAUGGUUUACUUUAUUACCAUCUUGUUCUAUUGGUUCAUGGGUUGAAUUAGAAGAAAAUUUUUAUAAUCACCUUUAUAAUGGUGCUCAUGAAACUAGAUUGUCUCAUCUUGCAUCGGUUCAUCAAGGGCGUGAUGAGUUAGUCCUUGAUUUUUCAAACGAUUUAGAGAAAUCAAGAACCAAUGUUUUCAUUUGA
This is a messenger RNA of Miscanthus lutarioriparius, 1164 nucleotides long. Lineage: Eukaryota; Viridiplantae; Streptophyta; Magnoliopsida; Poales; Poaceae. The record is from the annotation of a GenBank genome assembly.